Messenger RNA from Chrysoperla carnea, 2136 nucleotides. RefSeq lists its product as uncharacterized. Gene Ontology annotation, molecular function: sequence-specific DNA binding. The coding region runs from base 26 to 1495 and encodes 489 amino acids. The transcript has 3 exons. Lineage: Eukaryota; Metazoa; Arthropoda; Insecta; Neuroptera; Chrysopidae. The record is from RefSeq and is a predicted model, not a curated record.
UCCUGUUGAUUUAACUAUUUUAAAUAUGAGUUCAUCAUUAUUUUUUAAUGUUGAAGAUAUAUCAAAUAUUUUAUCCUAUUUUGAAAGUAAAAAUUUAUGCAUCGGAUUUAAUGACACAAAAAACGUUUUCUCUAAUCUAAAUAAUGAAUUUAAUGAUUGUUUUGGAAUGUGGCAUAGCGAACGAUGUUCCUUGAUUGCAAAGUUAAAACAGUGUUCUUUCUGUGAAAAAUUAGGACCGACUACUUAUUAUAAAAUGAAACAUUGUAUCGUGAAAAACUGUAAAGCACCGAAAAAUGUAAAAAGUUUUAGAGUGCCAAAAAAUAUUGAAUUGAGAAAAAAAUGGGAAGCUGCGAUUCCCGGUAUUACAGAUUUGAGUAGUACAAGUUCUGUCUGUGAAAGACAUUUUAAAAGUGAUGAUAUUAUAAGAAAACGAUAUUUUAAAAGUCCUACCGGUGAAAUAAUUGGAGUGGGUAUUCUUGAACGACCUCGUCUGUCUGAGACAGCUAUUCCAUGUUUCUUUGACAAUGAAUCCGAUCAAGAAAUACUCAAAAACGAAAAUAGUAAUUCCAAUUUUGACGCUGCCGAAGUAAUGAUAUAUGAAGAAACGCCAGAUAUUAAACCUGUAGAUACAAAUUUAGAUACACCUGAAGUAAAGAUAAACGAAGAAACGCCAGAUAUUAAACCUAUGUUGAAUGUAUGGAUCGAUAAGAAUUUUUUAUCUGAAGAUAAAUUUGAUCUAUCACAUGUUGCAGUCAAAAGUGAACCUGAUCCCAUCGCAUCUGAAGAUAUAACACAAGGGUCGUCUAUACAUGAAGAAUUUAAAAUAAAAGAUGAAGAUGAGAAUACAUCGGAUACAACUAAUGAUAACAAUUCUGUUACAUCUGAAAAUUUUACACAAGGGUCUAUACACGAAGAAGUUGUAAUAAAAAGUGAAGAUAAGAAUGAUUCAAAAAGAACUAUUGAUAUUGAUUCUGAUAGUAAACGCAUAACAUUUUCAAAUAAUAUAAGUAGUCGUAAUCCCAUUUUGAUACCUAAAAGUUGGGGUGUUAUUAAUAUUCCCUCGGAAAAUGGUGAAAAUUUUUUGUUUACCCAUUCGAUACUUAUAAAUAAGAAUGGUAUAGAAUUUCCUUUCACUUGUCGACAUGUUAAAUUGGAUACAAACAAAAAUUUAAAGUACUUUAUUCACGGACGUCCUGUAGAUUUAACUGUUUUAAAUAUGAGUUCAUCAUUAUUUUUUAAUGUUGAAGAUGUAUCAAAUAUUUUAUCCGUUUUUCAAAGUAAAACAUUAUGCAGCGGUUUUACGUUGGUAAACAACGAUCACUGUAAUUUAAAACAUGAAUUUAUUGAUUGUUUUGGAAUGUGGCAUAGCGAACGAUGUACCUUAAUUGCAAAGUUAAAACGUUGUUCUUUCUGUCAAACAUUACGAAAGACUCUCUUACAAAAGGAAAGGAGACAUAAUCGCGCAGAACCAUCGUCCGUUAAUAUCUUUGAUUGACAUUAAAUAUGGAUUUGAAUCAAAUUUUACAGAAACAUUACAAAGGAAUUGUAAUAGUAAACGAUCUUUCCAGCGAAGAGAUACCAUUCAGAGGAAAUAAAUAUAUGAAAAUUGUUUCAGUUUGUGCCUGAAAUUUGACAUUCGUCAGUUUUACUGAUUUCGUACAAAAAUUUAAACAAUUAAAUCAAUGGUAAGUCCAGGGCAUCUACUCGAACGCUCCCCUCUCGGUAUACCCAUGUAGAGGACAUAUACAUUUUGGCAAUCAUCUCGUUAGCCAUUUAAAAUAUAUGAAGUAGGAAGAGUUUUUAUGGGCGUAUAUAUGAAGUAGGAAGAGUUUUAUAUAUAAGGCAAAGAAAAAUCUUCAGCAAUGUAUUGUGUGUGAUGCGCGCGCAAUCUUCAUUUAUUAGUUGUUUGUGUGUAUACGUGACGAUAGCCGAUUUACGUAGGUCAGUCGUCUUCGUCAAAAUGUCUCAUCACACACACAAUACAUAGUCUGAAGACUCUUUCUUUGUCUAAUACAUAAUAACGUCCAUAAAAACUCUUCUUACUUAUGCGAAACAGAUCAUAUGCGAAAACCUCAAUGUAGAUGGCAGCAUCAUUGAGAUUCUGGAUUAUGUAAUCAUAUGUAAACUACUUACAGA